UUACAGUUGAUUUUUUUUCAAUUCAUCUCUUUAACAAAUCAUUCUCUCAAAUAUUAGGGUUAUAAUUGCUCAUUAUUAUCAUUAUUUCAUCAUUUUUUGCUAAAAAAAAAAGACAAUAAAAGAAGAAUUUUAAGAGAGAUUUAUUAAAGUUUGUUUUUAAAAAGUGUUAUUAACAAUGACUGCCAAACCAACUGAGUUAAGAAUUAACGAACUUUUCGAAGUUGGUUCAGAUGAUGAUAACAAGAAUGGAACAUUAAACGAAGUCGUUGUUCCAACUCCAGAGGUUGUCCAAGCAUUAACUGCCCGUAAAUAUCAAACUGAACUGUACGAGAGGGCGUUAAAUGACAACGUAAUAGCGGUUCUGGAUACUGGAAGUGGAAAAACUUUCAUUGCCGUGAUGUUGAUAAAAGAAAUGGUAGCAAAAGAGAGAGAGUUAAGAAUGAUUAGACGAGAGGAGAAACUCACAUUUUUCCUAGUUAAUCUCGUACCGCUUGUUUUUCAGCAAUCUGACGUGAUCAAAGCAAAUUGCGAUAUAAAAGUCAUGCGUUUUUGUGGAGAAAUGGGUGUCGAUUUAUGGAGUGAAAAACAAUGGAAAAAAACUUUUAUAGAAUAUGAUGUUCUAGUCAUGACUGCACAGAUUUUUUUAAAUAUUCUUCGUCAUGGAUUCAUUUCCUUAUCACAGGUUAAUCUAUUAGUUUUUGAUGAGUGUCAUCAUACUUCAAAAAAACAUCCGUAUAAUUUGAUAAUGAGAGAAUUUUAUGAUCGAUGUCCUGAAGAAAAUAGACCAAAAAUUUUUGGUAUGACAGCAUCCCCCGUUAAUACCCGAAGUGCCAUUCAUUCUGCUAGCCACCUUGAACGUAACCUAAACGCUAAAGUAUUCACGGCCAGUGAUACAGAUGAGCUCCGUAGAUUUGUCAAUCGGCCUGAUGAGAUAGCUAUAAGAUAUGAGCAUCCACCAGAUUAUCCGGAAACUGAACUUUAUAAAAUUCUUUGGAAAGAAUGCCUUGGUGCAGAAAAAUUUCAAAGAGCGUUCGGGUGCGCUUCUCAAGCUCUUCAAAUUUUAGGUCCUUGGUGUUCUGAUCGGGUUUGGAAAUAUAUAUUAGAAGAAUUAAAUUCUAAAUUUGAAGGGAAAUUAGAUCCGGAGCAAUUUGACAUGGAAUUAUUAGAAGCUUUAUUAAAAGAAGAAAAAGUUUUAAUGCAAAAAGUAACAACUAUUAUUGAUAAAUGGGUUUUUCAAAAACCUAGGUGUGACCCCAGUAUGUUAUCACCUAAAGUAAUAAAAUUAUUACAAAUCUUAGAUUGUUUUAAGGAUCAAGCUGAUAACUUUUGUGGAAUAGUAUUUGUUGAGCGACGUCAUACAGCUAAUGUUUUAAAUUAUUUGUUAGGAGAGAUAAGUGGUUUAGAAUUUAUAAAAUCAGACGUAUUAGUUGGACAUGGUACUAGUGAAGAAGGAGAUAUACAAAUGAAAUUUAAAGAUCAGAACAGAACCAUAAGAGCUUUCCGUGAUGGAAAGAUCAAUUUACUGAUUGCUACUAAUGUAGCAGAAGAAGGAUUAGAUAUCCAACCAUGCAAUGUCGUUAUUAGAUUUGAUUUUUUCAAUACACUGAGAGCCUAUAUUCAAUCUCGAGGAAGAGCUCGUCGUAAAGAUUCAAAAUAUAUUGUGAUGAUAGAAAAGGAUAAUCUCAAAGAACAAGGCAUACUUGGAGAAAUGAAAAAAGCUGAGGAUGAUAUGAAGGAAUGGUGCCAAAUGCUCCCUGAGGAUCGUAAAUUACAAAUGAAUGAUAAUAUAGAUGAUUCGGAUGAUUCGGAUGAUGAAGAAGGACAAUAUUUUAUCAUUCCUGAAACAGGUGCAUUAUUGAGUUAUGAAUCAGCCGUUUCACUUGUUAGUUAUUACUGCUCAAAACUUCCUAAAGAUGCUUAUUGUCAGACAUUUCAACCUGAUUAUAAAUUUAUAAAAGAACAUGGUGGAUUUACUUGUCAUCUUACUUUACCAAAUAAUGCACCCGUUCGUGAAAUUGUUAGUGAAGUUUGUAGCAGUAGAAGCAAAUCAAAAAAAGCUGCCGCAUUUAAGACUUGUCUACAAUUACAUGAGAAAAAGGCAUUAGAUAACCAUCUGUUGCCAGAGAUAGAAUGGAUUGAAGAAGAUCAUGAAAUGCCGAAACUGACCAUUGAUGAACAUGGGUUGGUCGAAGGAGCGAAAAAAUCCAAAAGAGAGUAUCGUCUUAAAUCUCCUGAUUUAUGGGUUAUUGAAGAAGAUCAACCCAAGAUUCCAGAAGAACUAUAUUUCACUAUUUUUAAAUUAGAUCUAGAUGAUGAAAAAUAUGAUGGUAAUCCAUACCGUACAAUGUGUUUAUUAACACGUAAACAGUUUCCGGAGAUUCCAGCAAGUUACUUAUAUUUUCAUGGAGUUCCUAAAACACUUAAUGUGCUUCCUUAUUCAACACCAAUUAAAAUCGAUCUUGAAAGGAUGCAGUUGAUUUUUAAAUUUACUUUACGCAUAUUCACUUCUAUAGUCAACAAAGAGUUUAUAUGUGAAUUUGAAAAUUUCCCAUAUCUCGUAGUGCCGCUUGUCAAAAAUACACCUAUCAAUGAACAUACUCCUAAUUUCAUUGAUUGGGAAGAUAUAGAAAAGGCUGUUAACGAAAAACAUAUACCUGUUGACGUGAGUAACAUAUCUGACGACAUGAUGGAUGCUGUGAUAAUCGAUUAUUCAGACAAUUUACGGCGUUAUUUUGUUCAAUCUAUACGACAUGACUUAAAUCCAAUGUCUCCAAUUCCAGAAGGAAUGGCAAUACGUGAAAAAGGUUGUAAAAAUUUUGCGGAAUAUUAUAAAAAAACAUUUGACUUGGAUACAAUUUAUCCAGAUCAGCCGAUAUUUCAAGUUCGUAAAAUUUCAAAGGUUAUGAACUUUCUACAACCUGUUCCUGGAGCACUUCCAACUCAAAAGGGUCGAACGGCAACAUUUGUAAUUCCAGAAUUUUGUAAACAAUAUACAAUACGGGCUUCCGUUUUUAGGUCUGCCCUUAUGAUACCUGCUAUACUCACUAGAAUCAAUUCUCAACUAUUAAUAUUAGAAUUACGAUUAAAACUUGAUUUACCUAUAACUGAUCAAUUAUUAUUAGCGGCAACGACAACACCGUCUGCCAAUAUGGAGAUGGAUUAUGAACGUCUCGAGACGUUGGGCGAUUCAUUCUUAAAAUUUGUCGUAACGAUAAGGUUAUAUGUCAUGUUUCCUGAUAAACAUGAAGGUCAACUCCAUUGUCAACGUAUAAGAAUUAUUUGCAACAAGCAGCUAUAUAGAAGUGCAAAGAAGUUGCAUCUCUAUGAAUAUAUAACAUCACUUCCAUUCAAUCGUAGAGCUUGGAGACCAGCUGGUAUGAUCACCGCACUAGAUGGACCCGACACGGUGGAACAAGAAAAAACUCAUGGUUUAGCUGAUAAGACUCUUGCUGAUGUUGUAGAGGCAAUGCUAGGUGCUGCUUUUUUGAGUGGAAAAUUAGAUGCUGCUCUUAAAGCUGCUAUCGCAUUGGAAGUUCCAUUCGAUGACAUUACAGAAUGGGAUCAUUUUCAUAAAAAUAAUAAAAAUCCUCCACGUGUUAAACAAAAAGCACUCAAGGCACUGAAUAUUGAAAAAAUUGAAGAAAUAUGUGGAUACACAUUCAAAAAUAAGAUACUGAUCGCAGAAGCAUUAACACAUGCUAGUUUACCUAAUUCGGUAACAUCAUGUUAUCAACGUCUUGAAUUUUUAGGAGAUGCAGUAUUGGAUUUUCUGACUGUUAAAUAUUUAUUUGAAAAAUACCCCGAUGGUAAACCAGGAUUAAUAACAGAUCUUAAGGAUGCAUCUGUUAACAAUCAAAUUCUUGGAGCAAUUUGUGAACGAAUCGGUCUUCAAAAACACAUUAUUCACUUUUCGCCAAAGUUGAUGUCGGGAAUCACUGCUUUCGUAAAAAUUUUAGAUGAUAUGCGAGAUAAAGGUGAAACUGUUGGAGAAUAUUGGAGUGAUUUGGACGUUCCUAAAGUUAUGAGUGAUGUUGUUGAAAGUAUGUUGGGAGCUGUUUUUGUGGAUUCAGAGUUUGAUCCGGAUGUACCACAAAGAGUAUUUGAUAAGUGGAUUGCACCUGUUUUAAAUGAGCACGUCACUCCUGAUACAUUAAAGGUCCAUCCAGUGAAAAGACUAACAGAAUACUUUCAAAAAGGAGGAUGUACUAUGUUGUUAUUGAGAAACCAUACAACUGAAGGGCCCGAAGCACAGGAAUCACCAGACUCUCAAGGUUGUACUAUCUUUAUUCACGAUGACGCCGUAUCGCACGCGAAAUCAAAUAAUGUUCGUUCAGCAAGGAAGAUGGCAGCUCAAAUAAUUUUAGACAAAAUUGAUAGUGAUGCCGAUUACUUUAAAAGGACGUGUACGUGUGUAGCUCUUCCCAAGGUGAUCAAUGAUGACGAUGAUGAUGAAGAAUUGGUAGAUUAAAUAACAAAUCAUAACAAAUUUGCAAACUUUUAUUUAAGUCAAAAAAAUAUUUUCAUAUAACAAAUAAAUUAUAAUUUUAUUUUUUAUUUAAUAAAUCAAUAUAUUAUCU
Molecule: messenger RNA, 4577 nt
Organism: Rhizophagus irregularis DAOM 181602=DAOM 197198
Lineage: Eukaryota; Fungi; Glomeromycota; Glomeromycetes; Glomerales; Glomeraceae
Biological process (GO): siRNA processing
Cellular component (GO): RISC complex; nucleus; cytoplasm
Molecular function (GO): ATP binding; RNA binding; ribonuclease III activity
Source: RefSeq, a predicted model, not a curated record